CCAUUUAAGGGCUCGCGGCCGCCGUCCGCUUCCUUAUGGGGUCAGGAGGGGGUGAGCGGUGUAGUGCCGGGCAAUCGGUGCUGCUGCGGUGGAACCGCGUCUUUGUGCUGGUAUCGUGCUGUUGGAAUAACGCUUAAUGAAGCCGGCCCUUGGCGUGUCCCUUCUCUCUCGUAGUUGCUCGAGUUGAUGAUAUAUUGCAAUAUUUCGGUACUGCCUGUUUACAGGGCUGUGUCUGUGAGUCGGCUGGUACCAGCAUUUCCAAAUUACAGGAGGGGCACCUCUGCUCAAGGAGAGGUGGAGUGAUUCUGACUAAAAUAUGCUUUGCCAACAGGAGCAGGAGUGGAAGAUGUGUCUUCUCACCUCUAGCCCCAGGCUCUAACUAAUGGAAUAUGCUACCUCCCACAUAACUGUGUUAGGAGGAACCGUUUUGCCUCUAAAUCCACCUGUUCAUUCCAUCUGACUGCUCUGAAGGUAUAGCCGAGCCCCGAGGACAGCAGAUCCAAAAGCUGUCUCUCAAACAGAAGAAUGCUGUGUGCCAUCUCUCCAGUCCUGUGCGUAAAGGUGGGAGGGCUGGCUUGGUGGGUCCCUGCUGUGUCGCAGGCUGAAGCAAGACGAAGAGUGAUACUUAACAGCCUUGGUAAAACCCUCAGGGCCCUGAGGAGAGUUGUCACUUAGUGUUUUACCAGCCGUGCUGUUGUCCUUUGGCACCAAAGUCUCACCUGACUGUAGGUGUCAGAGACAGAAGUUGCUGGUGUGUUUUCUAAGACAGUAUUAUGCCCUCUUGUCACCAAAUUCCAUUCUUUUGGGACACCUCUCUCUCUGAAAUACUUUUCAGGUUAUCAGCCUCCUGGAGAGGAUACUGCUUCCCAUCAUGAACUGCUUGGCUAUACAGCUGCAGAGAAACUACAGAGACGGAUACGCAUGUGUUGUUUCGGAGCCCCUCCACCAACCUGCUGAUGCCUACUGCAAGCCUUAAAUUUGCACCACAGGAUAUGCAGUGGGCAGUACUCCAGUGUCUGCUCUCUGUUCAUCAGGAGUGGAGCUCAGUCCUCAGUGCUCCUGCUGUGCUGCAAGCACCGCUUUGCAAAGUCUUAGUGGUGUGCUUUGACAGUCAGGACUUUGGAAUUCAGCUGCAUUCACCCCAGGGACUCACACAGGACACAGGGCAGCUGUCAGGGAGUAACAGCAGAGCCUCUGUGUGUCCCGACCCGCACCCUUCAUGCCAAUGGGCCUAGCAGAAGGAACCCUGUCACUGCAUGACGGCUAACUCAAUUUAGUGAUGGGUUUAGCUGCCCCACGCAGCUCUCCUCCGAGAGGCUGAGCACCCAGCUCAGGCUGCUCUCGCCUGAUGCGCGUGCGAUAUCGCCACGCUGCACUCGCAGCGACGCCUCAUGCAUAUUCACGAGGUGGGGCGGGGCACGCGGUAGAGGUAUUCAUUAUUCAUGAGGUUUCGCGCGCUUUUGCCUACCACGUGGUGUAGUUUCGCGCGGAAUCCGGCGGGGUAGGAAGGAGCGAUGGCGGACUCCUCCGAAUCGCAGGCGGCGGUCACCAGCCCCGUGCGCAGCUCCCGCCGCGGCGAUGCCUUCACGUCCAGCCCCGGCCGGGACCUGCCGCCCUUCGAGGAUGAGUCCGAAGGGCUCCUGGGCACCGAGGGGCUCCCCGAAGAUGAGGAAGAAGGAGAAGAGCUCAUCGGGGAGGGGAUGGAGAGGGACUACCGCCCCAUCCCAGAGCUGGAUGUCUACGAGGCAGAGGGCCUGGCCUUGGAUGAUGAAGAUGUGGAGGAGCUGACUGCCAGCCAGCGGGAAGCUGCAGAGAGAGUAAUGAGGCAGCGGGACCGCGAGCUGGAGCAGGGCAUGGGCCGCAUGAGGAGGGGGCUGCUCUAUGAUAGUGACGACGAAGAUGAGGACCGUCCUUCACGGAAGAGGCGGCUGGCAGAACGGGCUGCAGAUGGCAUAGAGGAGGAAGAUGAAGACAUGAUCGAGAGCAUUGAGAAUCUGGAAGACAUGAAAGGGCAUUCAGUGAGGGAGUGGGUUUCCAUGGCAGCUCCCCGGCUUGAGAUCUACCACCGCUUCAAGAACUUCUUGAAGACCCAUGUGGAUGACCAUGGGCACAACGUCUUCAAGGAGAGGAUCAGCGACAUGUGCAAAGAGAACAGAGAGAGUCUAGUGGUGAACUACGAGGAUCUUGCUGCCCAGGAACAUGUCCUUGCCUACUUUCUCCCUGAGGCCCCAGCAGAAAUGCUGAAGAUCUUUGAUGAAGCAGCCAAGGAAGUGGUGUUGGCCAUGUACCCCAAGUAUGAUCGUAUUGCUCAAGAGAUCCAUGUUCGUAUCUCCCACCUCCCUCUGGUGGAAGAGUUGCGGUCGCUCAGGCAGCUGCACUUGAACCAGUUGAUCCGGACCAGCGGAGUGGUGACAAGUUGCACAGGGGUCCUGCCUCAGCUGAGCAUGGUCAAGUACAACUGCACCAAGUGCAGCUUCAUCUUGGGACCCUUCUUCCAGUCCCAGAACCAGGAGGUGAAACCCGGUUCCUGCCCAGAGUGUCAGUCUCUGGGUCCCUUUGAAAUCAACAUGGAAGAGACGGUCUAUCAGAACUAUCAGCGCAUUAAAAUCCAGGAGAGCCCUGGGAAGGUAGCUGCUGGCAGGCUGCCCCGCUCCAAGGAUGCCAUUCUCCUUGCUGAUCUGGUUGACAGCUGCAAGCCAGGGGAUGAGAUUGAGCUCACAGGGAUUUAUCACAACAACUACGAUGGCUCCUUGAACACUGCCAAUGGGUUCCCAGUGUUUGCAACCGUGAUCCUGGCCAACCACAUUGCCAAGAAGGACAACAAGCUGGCUGUCGGGGAGCUGACUGAUGAGGAUGUGAAAGUGCUUGUGGCUCUGUCUAAGGAUGAGCAAAUUGGGGAGAAGAUUUUUGCCAGCAUUGCCCCAUCUAUUUAUGGACAUGAGGAUAUCAAGAGGGGUUUGGCUUUAGCUCUGUUUGGUGGAGAGCCCAAAAACCCAGGUGGCAAACACAAAGUCCGUGGGGACAUCAAUGUGCUUCUUUGUGGAGACCCUGGUACUGCAAAGUCACAGUUUCUUAAAUACAUAGAGAAGGUGUCUAGCAGAGCCAUUUUCACCACUGGCCAGGGUGCUUCUGCUGUGGGCCUUACGGCUUAUGUCCAGAGGCACCCGGUCAGCAAAGAGUGGACUUUGGAAGCAGGAGCCCUCGUGCUGGCUGACAGAGGUGUCUGCCUGAUUGAUGAAUUUGACAAGAUGAAUGACCAGGAUAGGACCAGCAUACACGAAGCCAUGGAACAGCAAAGUAUUUCCAUCUCCAAAGCAGGCAUUGUCACAUCCUUGCAGGCUCGCUGCACUGUUAUUGCUGCUGCCAAUCCCAUAGGUGGUCGAUACGAUCCAUCAUUGACUUUCUCGGAAAAUGUAGACCUGACAGAGCCCAUCAUCUCUCGAUUCGAUAUCCUGUGUGUGGUGAGAGACACAGUGGACCCUGUGCAGGAUGAAAUGCUUGCCCGGUUUGUUGUUGGAAGCCAUGUCAAGCACCACCCAGGUAGCAAGGAGGCGGUGAAUGGAGACGCAAGUGAGGUUGUUCUUCCUAAUACAUAUGGGGUGGAACCCAUUCCCCAGGAGAUCCUGAGGAAAUACAUCGUCUAUGCCAAAGAGAAGGUCCACCCCAAACUCAACCAGAUGGACCAGGACAAGGUGGCCCGGAUGUACAGUGACCUCAGGAAAGAGUCUAUGGCAACUGGCAGCAUCCCCAUCACAGUGCGGCACAUUGAGUCCAUGAUCCGGAUGGCUGAGGCUCACGCCCGUAUGCACUUGAGAGAUUACGUGGUAGAGGAUGAUGUCAACAUGGCCAUCCGGGUGAUGCUAGAGAGUUUCAUUGACACGCAGAAGUUCAGUGUCAUGCGGAGCAUGCGCAAGACGUUCUCCCGCUACCUUUCCUUCAAGCGAGACAACAACGAGCUGCUGCUGUUCAUCCUGAAGCAGCUGGUUGCAGAACAGGUGAUGUACCAGAGAAACCGCUAUGGGGCCCAGCAAGACACCAUAGAAGUCCCAGAGAAGGAUCUGGUGGAUAAGGCUCGGCAGAUCAACAUCCACAACCUCUCCGCCUUCUAUGACAGUGAGGUGUUCAAGAUGAACAGGUUCAGCCGCGAUGUGAAGCGGAAGCUGAUUGUCCAGCAGUUCUGAGGCUGGCAGCAGAGCCCACCAUGUGCGAGAUCAAACCUCUGUGUUUCUGCCCACCCGGCUGCGCUACAGAGUUCACGAUCCAGAGGGACUAAGCUACACGUUCUCUUGCUUGCUUUGUGCCUUAUGGAUUAAGGAACUGCUGAGCUGCUGAAGGCAUUGUAAAUAGAACAGAGUUAAGUAGUUAAAUGCCCAGCCAAUUCUGUUUAGCAAUUUUGUUCGCUGUUCUGCUUUGUAGCUGAGCCCAACAGGGAGAGAAUUGCUGGCCACAUAGAUGGUGUGUUUGCUGUUUAUUUGUCCCUAGUUGUUAAGAGAUCAUCUGCAGGAGGGAUGAGUGGGAGCAUUUGAAAGGCAUUUCUUUGCCUUAUCCAUGCCCCUUGGAUUGCAAGCACCUUCAGGGAUUCUCUUUUCCCAUCUCCAGCGACUCUGCAGCCUGCUGGGUGAUAAUUGAAACUGCUUUCAACUCUCCACGAACGAGCCGGCCUCUCAGCUCCAGGCCUUUGCACCUGACACUUGACAUUUCCCCAGGUGCCCACGUGGGCUGACCUGCUUGGUUUCUGCAAGUGAAAGGGAGGGGGCGGAGGAAGAUGAGAAAUGAAACCAAACUUAACCAUUUCUAAUAUUGGGGGUGACCUGAAUGGGCAGUGGAAGUGCCUUCAAAGCAUGCUGGGGCAGUGUCCAGAAGCCUCAGGGAAGGGGCUUCCCCUGACUCAGUGGGUGAUAGCUCUGCACAGCUGUCAGCUGAUGUGAAUUUACAGCUCGAGCUAAGUGCUGGCACCUGAACUGAACAACACCUAGUAUCCUUUUUUUGAGAUUGCUGCUUUGAAGAGUAGCAGUAGAGGAGCGCUGAGCUGGAGAUGUUAAGGGAGGGCAAGAUGGGCUGAUAAUUCACAUGCAGUUUUCUUACUGUGUGCAUUUUAAUACAAUUUGUUUUCCAAUA
Numida meleagris (helmeted guineafowl) is the source of this 5118-nucleotide messenger RNA. It is a transcript of the gene MCM2, whose product is annotated as minichromosome maintenance complex component 2. Gene Ontology annotation, biological process: DNA replication; mitotic DNA replication initiation; double-strand break repair via break-induced replication. Bases 1515 to 4181 code for a protein of 888 amino acids. Gene Ontology annotation, molecular function: single-stranded DNA helicase activity; single-stranded DNA binding; 3'-5' DNA helicase activity. NCBI's taxonomy places the organism in Eukaryota, Metazoa, Chordata, Aves, Galliformes, Numididae. The transcript has 16 exons. The record is from RefSeq and is a predicted model, not a curated record. Gene Ontology annotation, cellular component: MCM complex; nucleus.